Molecule: messenger RNA, 1404 nt
Organism: Limanda limanda (common dab)
Lineage: Eukaryota; Metazoa; Chordata; Actinopteri; Pleuronectiformes; Pleuronectidae
Gene: syn2a
Product: synapsin IIa
Exons: 11
Coding region: 1-1404 (467 amino acids)
Biological process (GO): neurotransmitter secretion
Cellular component (GO): synaptic vesicle membrane; synaptic vesicle
Molecular function (GO): ATP binding
Source: RefSeq, a predicted model, not a curated record
AUGAAUUAUCUGCGUCGUCGUCUCUCGGACAGCACGUUCAUCUCCAACCUGCCCAAUGGCUACAUGACAGAUCUCCAGAGGCCUGACCCUGCUGAGCCUCCUGCACCUGCUUCCAGCACCCCUGCCAAGUCUCCCACAGCUGGGUCCACACCUCCAGCCACUUCCCCUGCACCGGAGAGGAAACCCCAGCCUUCUCAUUCCACCAGCGUUGGCUUCUUUAGUUCCAUCACCAACGUGGUGAAGCAGACAGCUGCCUCAGCAGGGCUGGUGGAGCAGAGUCAAGUCACGACACCCAAGAAGUUUAAGAUCCUCCUGGUCAUCGACGGACCGCAACAGGAGUGGGCGAAAUUAUUCCGAGGAAAGAAAAUCUACGGGGAUUAUGACAUCAAAGUGGAGCAGGCUGAAUUCAGUGAGAUCAAUGUCGUGGCUCAUGCCAAUGGGACCUGCAACGUUAACAUGCAGGUUCUGAGGAACGGCACCAGGGUCGUCAGGUCAUUCAAGCCAGACUUCGUCCUCAUCCGUCAACACGCCUUCAGCAUGACCCAGAACGAAGACUUCCGCAACAUGAUCAUUGGUCUGCAGUACGGAGCAGUCGCAUGCACCAACUCCCUCGAGUCAAUCUACAACAUGUGUGACAAGCCCUGGGUGUUUGCUCAACUUAUAAACACCUACAGGAAACUGGGCGCUGAGAAGUUCCCUCUCAUUGAGCAGACGUUUUACCCAAACUACAAAGAGAUGGUGAGCAUGCCUUCAUUCCCUGUUGUUGUGAAGAUUGGACACGCCCACUCUGGUAUUGGAAAGGUGAAGGCAGACAAUCACAGUAAGUUCCAGGACAUAGCCAGUGUCGUGGCUCUCACCCAGACGUACACCACCACAGAACCCCUCAUCGACUCCAAGUACGACAUCCGAAUCCAGAAGAUUGGCAACGACUACAAAGCCUACAUGAGAACAUCAAUUUCUGGCAACUGGAAGACCAACACGGGCUCGGCUAUGCUUGAGCAGGUGGCCAUGACUGACAGGUACAAGCUGUGGGUCAACACCUGCUCAGAGAUUUUUGGGGGCCUGGAUAUUUGUGCGGUUAAAGCCAUCCACGGAAAAGACGGCAAAGAUUAUAUCACAGAGGUGACGGGCUCCUCCAUGCCCCUGGUGGGCGAGCACCAGGCUGAGGACAGGCAGCUCAUUGCCGACCUGGUGCUAGCUAGAAUGGAGCAGCUGGCAGAAAAGGAAGCUAAUGCUCCAGAGAGACCCACCACCAUCCAGCCUUCCCAGGGAGCCGGCCAGAAGGGAGAGCUGGUCGGUGAUCCCACUAAGAACGGUGCCGUCCAACCACCUCAAAGUUGUCUGCAGUACAUUCUCGACUGUAAUGGCGUUGCAGUGGGUCCAAAACCAGUCCAGGCCAACUGA